Juglans regia (Persian walnut) is the source of this 1047-nucleotide messenger RNA. RefSeq names its product protein JINGUBANG-like. The record is from RefSeq and is a predicted model, not a curated record. Gene Ontology annotation, molecular function: protein binding. Bases 1 to 1047 code for a protein of 348 amino acids. Lineage: Eukaryota; Viridiplantae; Streptophyta; Magnoliopsida; Fagales; Juglandaceae. The transcript has a single exon.
AUGAUCAAGCACCACCGCGUUACCACUCUCAAAACCCUACAUUCCCACGUCAGUUGCCUUGCGGUCAACAACAAUAACCUCCUCUACGCCGCUUCUGCUUACAAAGUCAUCGUCUUCGAUCUAUCGAACCACACCCAUAUCGACACAUUCAACGACGAUCCCAGCUCCGGGUCCGUGAAGUCUAUCGCCUUCAACGACACAAAGAUCUUCACCGCUCACCAAGACUCAAAGAUUCGUGUAUGGCAGAUCGCACAGCCGACGCGACACCACCUCGUGUACACUCUUCCCACCUUCAAAGAACGCUUGUACCGUUCCCUCGUGCAAAAGAAUUAUGUCCACGUCCGGCGGCACAAGAAGCGGCUUUGGAUUGAACACUGCGAUGCAGUUUCAGGCCUAGUCGUUAAUGAAGAUUUAAUGUACUCUGCUUCUUGGGAUAAAAGCUUUAAAAUAUGGAACAUAUCUGAAAAUCGGUGUUUGGAGUCUGUGAAAGCCCAUGAAGACGCUGUGAACGCCGUUGUAGUUUCUGGUAAUGGUACCGUUUACACAGCUUCAGCAGAUGGGCGCAUUCGGGUCUGGGAGAGAGAUGAUAACCUACGAAAGCACAUUUUGGUAAGAACCCUAGAGAAGCACAGAUCCUCCGUCAAUGCUCUGGCUCUAAAAGAUGAUGGAAGAGUGUUGUUUUCCGGCAGUUCUGACCGUUCGAUCUUUGUUUGGGAGAAGAAGAACAAUAUUGCAGAUUCGGUGGUUUUUGUGGAGGCAUUGUGUGGACACACGAGCGCUAUACUGUGCUUAAUCAACGUGGAAGAUUUAUUAGCCAGUGGGUCAUCAGAUAGGACGGUGAGGAUCUGGCAACGUGGCAAAGACAGUGGGUACCGUUGCGUGGUUGUAAUGGAAGGGCAUGAAAAACCGGUGAAGUCGUUGGCAGCAGUAGUACUGCCGGCGGGGGGCGCUUCUAGCGGUGUCGUAUCGGUUUGUAGUGGAAGUCUAGAUGGGGAGAUUAAGAUAUGGGAAAUCUCAAAGUCCUCAGAUUUGUGUAACCUGAGAUGA